UCACAAAAGUAGGAGGCAGUGUGACCGAAGAAACGUACAAAGCCUCCACUACAAGAAAAAGCUUUGAAUCUCUUUUUAUCUGUCUCUCACGUCAAAGGAGAUUUGACAAAACCCUAAUUUAACCCAAGUUCCAAAAUUUGAUUUUCACCGGCGAAAGGACCAAAAACAGAUUGACAAUUUUAAGGUGAAAUUCUAUUGAAUUUCCUGCAUAGGAUUAGGAUUUGGUCUGGAUUAUUUAUUUUAGAGAUAAAGAAGCAGACGGGUUGAACAAUGUCUGCAAUAGUUUGUGGAAAGAGAUCGUUUUUUGACGACUUGCAAUCGCCGUCGCCGACCGCUUCCUCACCGCCGGCAGCCAAGAAGCAUCGGUGCAUCUCCUCUGCCUCCCCUGUUCGUUUUUUGCACUCACCGCCACAGCAGCCGCCGCUUAUUGAUCGCCUCAUGGCUGCCUUUCCUGAUAUGGAAAAGGAGCUUCUUGAGAAAGCAUUGGAAGAAUUUGGUCAUGACUUGGAUUCUGCUAUUAAAAGCUUGAAUAAGCUUCGUCUUGGAUAUGUGGAGGGAGAGCUGCAUUCUGUGGUGGAAGCACAUGCACGUGGGAAGAAUGGUAUUAGCUCCUCUGAUGAAGGGGUGUCUGUGGCUCCAGAAGAUGCUUCUACCCAAAGCAACAUUCCAGUUGAUGGAGCAGAAUGGGUGGAAUUGUUUGUUAGGGAAAUGAUGAGUGCUACAAGCAUAGAUGAUGCUAGAUCUCGUGCCUCAAGAGUCUUGGAGAGUUUAGAGAGAUCAAUUAGUGCACGUGUUGGUGCUGAAGCAGCUGAAAGUUUUACCAAGGAGAACACGAUGCUGAAGGAGCAAAUUGAGGUGUUUCUUAGAGAAAAUUCCAUACUCAAGCGAGCUGUUGCUAUCCAGCAUGAGCGUCAGAAGGAGUAUGAUGAUAGGAACCAAGAAGUGCAGCAGUUGAAGCAGUUGGUGGCUCAGUAUCAACAGCAGUUGAGAACUCUUGAGGUGAAUAAUUAUGCCUUGACAAUGCAUCUGCGGCAGGCUCAGCAAGGCAACUCCAUCCCUGGACGUUUCCAUCCAGAUGUCUUUUAAUGAGGAUGUGGAAGUUGUCAACAUAGAGCCGCUAAGCUUAUUUGUUUGCCAUAAAGGGUGUUCCUAGAAGUUGUAAUGUGGUUUUAAGUUAUAGCAGAUUAAAGGCCGGAUGCGAAGUUUAUGCCUAGGGGCCAAAGUGUUAUGUUAAUGUUUGCCCUCUUGUUUGGAUGUUGUUUACAACUUAAAACAAGGACAGCUGGUUUCGUUUGCUUUGCUUUUAAGAAGCCAACACUGAAGUUGGUGUGUUGAACCAUGGCUUCUUUAGAGUUCAGAAA
Molecule: messenger RNA, 1361 nt
Organism: Coffea eugenioides
Lineage: Eukaryota; Viridiplantae; Streptophyta; Magnoliopsida; Gentianales; Rubiaceae
Exons: 5
Coding region: 271-1086 (271 amino acids)
Molecular function (GO): ubiquitin binding
Source: RefSeq, a predicted model, not a curated record